UCUUAGGGGCUAGAGAGGGCGCUAGCCCCCCCACUUUUUUAGGGCGUGGCUUGCUAUAUUUUGAGUCAAUUCUAUUUUCAACGUUAAUUAAACAGAAGUGUAGCUUGUCUUUAGCUAAAUUAGCUGAUUCAGCAUAGAUGUAGUACUGCUAUGAAGGACUGCCUGGAAAUCGAGGCUAAAGCACCCGGAUACGGAAAAUGUCAGCGGGAGACAGCUGUCACAGCAGCAGCUCUGUCAGCCUCAGCAGCGACAAGAACACAAAGCGGAAAGGACAGAAACUCCUUACCACCUUUCUAAGAUCAAGAACUUCCCUGCAGCCAGAGUCGUCUCACUCCAAGUCUUUGUCAUCUUUUUGUACGUCAAGGUUCGACGAUACAGCUAGUUCUAUCGUGACUGUGACUGUCUCUACUAGUACUACUGCUAGUGAAUCUGGCCCGAAAGAUUCUGUGUGUCAUGCGUUUGAUCCUUGCCGAGGUCCAACUGCUUGUUCUGUGACCAAUGGCCCGUAUCAACCUUGUGCAAAAGAACUGCCGCAUGGGAAAUUUCCUCAGACGAAAUCUGGCACUUGUAAUAGGUCCUUUCAACCACACUGGUACACACAAUUUUGCUGGCUUGAGUACAGCCCUGCAGCGGAUUCCGCGUUCUGCUUUCCUUGUCGGCUGACAGUAAAGCAUAACCUGGAUAAACAAGGUUGUCCAGACCAAGCGUUCGUGAGUAGAGGUUUCAGGAAGUGGAAGUCAGCAGUAGCUGACAUGAGGCGUCACGAGGAAUCUUUGAGUCAUAUUUCAAAUGUUGGAGUGUGGAAGAAUAGCCAACAGCAGGAUGCAACCAGAGGAAGUGUUAUGCAACAGUUGAGUACAGCCUACCAGACACAAGUAGAGCUGAACAGACGCAAUUUACGUAAAAUUUUUGAAGUAAUUUUUUUAAUGGGAAGACAAAACAUCCCAUUGAGAGGCCACGAUGAAUCUAAAGAUUCUCACAACAGAGGAAAUCUGCUGGAAUUUCUUGAAUAUCUGUCACGGUACUGCCCUGACUUAAAACGCCAUUUGGAAGGAAACUUUCACUACGUAAGCCCCAAAAGCCAAAACGACAUGUUGAAACUCAUUGCAUCUAACAUUCAGAAGAGAAUUACGACAGCUGUCAAACACUGCGGCUUCUUUGGACUAAUAUGUGACGAGUCACAAGACAUAUCAAGGAGAAGAGGUUUCUUGGAUUUUGGCCUUUAA
This is a messenger RNA of Corticium candelabrum, 1226 nucleotides long. Its product is annotated as zinc finger MYM-type protein 1-like. The record is from RefSeq and is a predicted model, not a curated record. Bases 198 to 1226 code for a protein of 342 amino acids. NCBI's taxonomy places the organism in Eukaryota, Metazoa, Porifera, Homoscleromorpha, Homosclerophorida, Plakinidae. The transcript is spliced from 3 exons.